AUGCACUGCCUCCAUUGGCUAUGGUUGUCCUUGUUGGUCUUGUGCCUGUUUUGGCCACAAUCGCCAGGCCAACUGAUACGCAUUCCCAUGCAAUUUCAGGCCUCAUUCAUGGCCAGUCGUCGUCAACAUCGUGCGGGUAGAUCAUCGCUUCUGGCCAAGUAUAAUGUGGUUGGUGGACAGGAGAUUACGUCAAGGAAUAGUGGAGCCACAGAAACAUUGGAUAACCGAUUGAAUCUGGAGUACGCUGGACCCAUUAGCAUUGGAUCACCGGGUCAGCCCUUCAAUAUGCUUUUUGAUACUGGUUCUGCCAAUAUAUGGGUGCCAAGUGCGGAUUGCUCUUCGAAGAACUUGGCCUGUCAGCAUCAUCAUCGUUAUAAUUCUAGUGCCUCGAGUACUUUUGUCCCGGAUGGUCGGAGAUUUGCCAUAGCCUAUGGUACUGGCAGUCUAUCGGGAAGAUUGGCUCGGGAUACGGUCACCAUUGGCCAACUGGUGGUCCAGAAUCAAACUUUUGGCAUGGCAAUGCAUGAACCGGGCUCAACAUUUGUGGAUACCAAUUUCGCGGGGAUCGUAGGACUGGGCUUUCGAGCUAUUGCCGAAGAGAAGAUUAAGCCAUUGUUUGAGAGUAUGUGUGAUCAGAACUUGGUUGAUCAGUGUGUGUUCUCGUUCUAUCUCAAACGUAAUGGGAGUGAAAGAAUGGGUGGUGAGCUCCUCUUCGGUGGUGUGGAUGCCACAAAGUUCUCAGGAUCCCUAACCUACGUACCACUCACUCAUGCUGGCUAUUGGCAGUUCCCAUUGGAUGGUAUAGAAAUGGGCGGUACACUAAUCAGCCAGCAUCGUCAGGCUAUUGCUGAUACUGGUACAUCUCUCCUAGCAGCUCCUCCAAGGGAAUACUUGAUUAUUAAUACUCUUCUUGGUGGCUUGCCCACAACCAAUAAUGAAUAUCUUUUGAACUGCUCGGAGAUUGAUAAGUUACCCGAAAUAGUGUUCAUCAUUGGAGGUAAAAGAUUUGGCUUGCAGCCCCAGGAUUAUAUAAUGCGUGCAAUGAAUGACGAUGGAUCGGUGAUAUGUCUAUCCGCUUUUACCCUAAUGGAGGCGGAGUUCUGGAUUCUGGGAGAUGUCUUCAUCGGUCGAUAUUAUACUGCCUUCGAUGUGGGCCAUCGGAGGAUUGGAUUUGCUCCAGCAGCUUAG
Messenger RNA from Drosophila eugracilis, 1188 nucleotides. RefSeq names its product lysosomal aspartic protease. Bases 1 to 1188 code for a protein of 395 amino acids. The record is from RefSeq and is a predicted model, not a curated record. NCBI's taxonomy places the organism in Eukaryota, Metazoa, Arthropoda, Insecta, Diptera, Drosophilidae. Gene Ontology annotation, molecular function: aspartic-type endopeptidase activity. Gene Ontology annotation, cellular component: lysosome. Gene Ontology annotation, biological process: proteolysis; cell death. The transcript has a single exon.